GUAAUUUUUCCCGCCUCUCUCCCUCUCAUUUCCAGCUCCCGAAACCCUAACCAGAAAUGGUCCAGAAGCAAGGACCCACCGCCGAUCCCACCGCCACCGAACCUAAGAAACGACGUCGUGUGGGCUUCUCCCAUCCCGAUGUUGGAGUAGACGCCAAAGAUUGCAUCAAGAUUUACCUAGUUUCUAGCAAAGAGGAAGUGGGUGCUUCAAACAACUUUUGUUUAGAUGAUGUUGACUUGGAUAGAUUUUUUGAUGAGGGGAAGAUACAUGGUUACAAAGGACUGAAGAUUACCAUAUGGGUUAGCAGUAUUUCAUUUCAUGCCUUUGCUGAUAUUGCAUUUGAGAGCACAACUGAUGGAGGCAAAGGGAUCACCGAUUUGAAAUCAACUCUUCAGGAAAUCUUUGGUUUGACCCUUGUUGAGAGUGAGGAGGAGUUCCUACAAAGUUUUUCAACACAGAGGAAUUUUAUUAGAUCCAUUGUCUCAAAUGGGGAGGUGUUGCAGUACAAGACCUCCAAUGGACAAAUAAAUGAUUCUAAUGCAGCCACUUCUGAUGUGGAGGUUGUGCGCUUGGUUGUGGGCAAGACAGCUGCUGGACACCUUUACAGUCACUUGAUUCCUCUUGUUCUUCUUCUUAUUGAUGGUAGUAGUCCAAUUGAUGUUGUGGAUCCAAGCUGGGAGUUGUAUGUCCUGAUCGUGAGGAAAACAGAUCAGCAGGGGGAAAUCUACAAUAUGUUGCUUGGUUUUACAGCUGUGUAUCGUUUUUACCAUUAUCCUGAUAGUUCUCGGUUGCGGAUUGGUCAGAUAUUGGUAUUGCCUCCUUAUCAACACAAGGGUUAUGGACGAUACCUUCUUGAGGUUCUCAAUGAUGGUGCAAUAUCUGAAAACGUCUAUGACCUCACCGUUGAAGAACCAUUGGAUUACUUUCAACAUGUACGCACUUGUGUUGAUAUACUGCGCCUUCAUAAGUUCGAUCCAAUCAAGCAUGCAGUCAGCUCAGCAGUUUCGCAACUAAAGCAAGGAAAAUUUUCGAAGAAGACACACACUCCUCGACUCAUGCCAGACACUAGAGUCAUUGAGGAUGUCCGGAAAAGUUUGAUAAUCAACAAGAAACAGUUUCUUCAAUUUUUUUUGGCUGUUGCAUUUGUUUUUGUUCCUAGGACCAUGGUGGUUCUAAUCAUGGUAGUAUUGCCAGCCAAUGGUUGUACAGGUGAAAGGGGAACUGGGAGGUCUGCAAAGAAACGUGGUGAGUUAUCGUUGCAUCUGUUUUCCCACUGAAAAUUUCUUUUUGUUUUUUACUUUAUGAAACAAGCUGGUGAAGCUGCUAGUACUGUUCAGAUAGAUGAGAAUCAACCAAAUCAGGAGGAGCAACUCCAGCAGUUAGUUGAUGAGAGAGUGAAAGAGAUCAAAUCAAUAGCUGAGAAAGUGUCUGUGCAGCUCUCUAUCAUUGCUGAGGCAUCAUAAAGGACUUCAAUUUUGGCGAUGCCCUUGUACUUUACCGAUUGAUGCAAUUUGUAGGGUGAAAGUGGUUUGUGGGUUGGAAUAUUGGAGGCUUAUCUGUAAAUCUUUGAGCUCUAUGCUUGCAUCCUAGCUUUUGUUAUUCGAAUAUUUGCAGAACUUUAUUACUUCUAAUGAAAUUGAGCAGCUAACGCCACCUUUAACA
Messenger RNA from Prunus mume (Japanese apricot), 1662 nucleotides. RefSeq names its product histone acetyltransferase of the GNAT family 2 (gene HAG2). Gene Ontology annotation, molecular function: histone acetyltransferase activity. The record is from RefSeq and is a predicted model, not a curated record. Lineage: Eukaryota; Viridiplantae; Streptophyta; Magnoliopsida; Rosales; Rosaceae. Gene Ontology annotation, cellular component: nucleus. Gene Ontology annotation, biological process: subtelomeric heterochromatin formation.